Fomitopsis serialis is the source of this 1107-nucleotide messenger RNA. RefSeq lists its product as uncharacterized. The coding region runs from base 1 to 1107 and encodes 368 amino acids. NCBI's taxonomy places the organism in Eukaryota, Fungi, Basidiomycota, Agaricomycetes, Polyporales, Fomitopsidaceae. The record is from RefSeq and is a predicted model, not a curated record. Gene Ontology annotation, cellular component: membrane; TRC complex. The transcript has 9 exons. Gene Ontology annotation, molecular function: molecular adaptor activity; protein binding. Gene Ontology annotation, biological process: post-translational protein targeting to endoplasmic reticulum membrane.
AUGUCUGAUUCUACGCUUGCGCUGCAGCUUAAAUCCGAAGGGAACUCGUUGUUCGCAAGUGGCGAAUAUUACUCCGCGUGGCUCAAGUACGGGCAGGCCAUCUCGCACGAUGAUCAGAACGCGAUCCUAUAUGCCAAUCGCGCGGCGGCCUUGAUCCACUUGGACAUGUUCCCGGAGGCAAAAUCUGAUGCGCAGAAGGUUCAGCUCUGCCCUCUCUCUGCCGAUGCCAAACGGAUCGCACUGACCCGGGUCAUCAUGAAUUUGAAUGGUUUGCGAGAAUAUGAGAAGAGUGCCGAAUAUUUCAAGAAAGCAAUAGCAUCCAUGCCGACUCGGAAGCAAGAUCUCACUGCCGCGAUAUUGAAGCAGAAGGAGCAGUGGGAGGUCGACAUGAAGACCGCGCAGGACCAAGCAGCGAAAGUCUCAGCGGGGAUCAGGGAGAUGAAAGGCAGGUGGCCUCCGGAUCGUGCCAAAGCGAUGAAAGAAGAGCUCCAGGCUCGUUUGCCCGAGAGUGCAAGCAGCAGUGCCUGGGUUCUGUUGCGAGCUUCUGAGUUCUGGGACAGGGGCAUCUUUACUUUGACCCAAUUCAGGAAGUGGCCAACGAUCCGUGGAAUAGAAGUCUUUGUUUGCCAAGACGUCGUGGCCUGUAUCACGAACGCCAUACUCAUCGAUGAUCGUGUAUUUAACAUGCACUCGCCAAUUUUGUCGGACAAAUGGCCUCAACAAGUGGCAAUGGAAGAGAAGGCCACUGGUGCAUGGCGCGACGACGUCCCGGUGCAAGAAGUCAUAAGAGAAGCGUUGAUACGUCAAGAGCAAGGAGGCUGGGAUUCAGUUCGCCGUUCGAUUGAUACCACUAUCCGUGUUAGGAUCAUGCGAGGGUAUUUCGCUAUGCACACCCAGAAAGGCACACAAGAGGCCCUCACUCACUAUAACGCGGCGCUGGAAUUGCUUGAAUGGGGACGGACGGGCCCGUGGAAAGGUGUCCCUCGCGAAGACAAAGGCGAGAUCUUCGAGUUACAUUGGAUGAGGGGUCUUCGUAGGCUGAGACUAGAAGCAUUGAGGGUUUCACCAGAGCUACGCCACACGUGGGAGUCGGCCGACGGGUUAUAG